AUGCUUAUCAAAGAUAUAGUCCAGCAAUUGAUAGAUGACAAUUUGAUUAAUUGUGAAAAAUGUGGUACGACAAACUUAUAUUGGUGUUUCAAAUUUGAUAAGAUUAAAACUUUACAAACUCAGUAUAAUAACUACCAGAACAAACUUAAAGAGAAACAAUUAGAAAGGGACCAGUUUGUUGAGAAAAUUCAACUGGGCAAGUUGCAAAGACUUGUAAAGAGCGAAUUUGGUAACAGACAUAAAUUGAUAGAACAAUUCACAUGUCUCAGUAACCGCAAACUACAUUUAGAAGAAGAAUUGCAAAAAUACGGCGAUAACGAUCCCCAAAUGAUUGAGUCAUUAAAUGAAAAGAAUGUGCGUCUAAUACUGGCAAUUGAAACGUUUACGGAUGAUAUCGAAUCGAUGAUUUACUAUUUCACCAAAGUAUCCUCAGCUACUAUCGAAGAGCUGGAUUUGAGAAACGAGCUAGGAAUUCCUUCAGAAUUUGCUGAAUUACCGAAAAUGUAA
Debaryomyces tyrocola is the source of this 507-nucleotide messenger RNA. Lineage: Eukaryota; Fungi; Ascomycota; Pichiomycetes; Serinales; Debaryomycetaceae. The record is from the annotation of a GenBank genome assembly.